AUGGUACUUGCACUUCAAGCGUCAAAAGUUCCAUCGCGAACGGACGUUGGCGACCCGCUUCUAAAGCAGACCGCAAAGGAACACUUCGAGAAGAAAGUUGCUAUCCUGAUGAAGCAGAAAUUCUUCGCGUUCCAGCUCGACGGAUGGUCGAAUCCCAGACGGGAAAAACUGAUCAAUAUUCUGGCGUCAGGCCCAAAUAUGGAUCCCUUGCACCUCGAGACCAUUGCGACUGGAGUCGACUCCCAGACUGGAGAAUAUAUCGCGAGGCUUAUCGGCGCAAAGGUGGACAAAUUGGACGCGAUUGUUGGCGAAAGCAAGGUGUCGAGUGUCACGACGGACAAUGCGCCUAAUAUGGAAAAGGCGUGGGGAAUUCUUGAAAGCACGCGGGGGUUGCUGUGCAAUGGCUGUGCUGCGCAUGUUCUCAAUUUGCUUUUGCAAGAUGUGGCAUAA
This is a messenger RNA of Phytophthora sojae, 450 nucleotides long. RefSeq lists its product as hypothetical. The record is from RefSeq and is a predicted model, not a curated record. Lineage: Eukaryota; Oomycota; Peronosporomycetes; Peronosporales; Peronosporaceae. The coding region runs from base 1 to 450 and encodes 149 amino acids. The transcript has a single exon.